Amblyraja radiata (thorny skate) is the source of this 9192-nucleotide messenger RNA. Its product is annotated as wings apart-like protein homolog. The record is from RefSeq and is a predicted model, not a curated record. The transcript has 19 exons. Bases 393 to 4043 code for a protein of 1216 amino acids. Lineage: Eukaryota; Metazoa; Chordata; Chondrichthyes; Rajiformes; Rajidae.
CAAAGGUCGAGCUUCCUGCGUUUGGCACCGCCACUUGUGGUCAAAAACUGGAUGGAUUUUGCGUCGAUAUUCCGCCGGAUCCUUGGGUGGAGAAACACUUGCUUUCAGCAACAACCAGCUGAUAAUAUUUAGCCCAAGAGAUCGGGUUGCAAAAAUACCACACCAGCAAAGUUCUCCGUGCUCAAGAAGCAAGAGUGUCUGACCGAAAUAUAUCCCAGAUGGAACAAUGAAAUUGUUACUGUUGCACUGUUGUUGAAUCACCAUUUCACAUUUAAUAGACAAAUAAGUUCAGGGGCAUUUAUUCCUUCCCCCUCUGAACGUUUCCAGUUUUUGCGUUGUUCUGUCACCUGUGUGGAAGGUUGAUUUGGAGGGAAUAUGAAAGAAGUCCCAACAUGACAUCAAGAUAUGGGAAAACCUACAGCAAGAAGGGAAGUACUGGCAGCUCGAAAUUUGAUGAGGUGUUCUCUGGUAAGCGUGCGAAGAUAAGCACGAAAUGGGGAGAGACCACCUUUAAGGCUCAGCUGACCCAGAAGAGACCGAAUGUCAAGCCAGAGCCAGUGGAGCAGCCCAAGCGGCAGAAGAUUGAAGACCAGCUGACCGAGGACCCAUUUGGGUUUGACAGCGACGAUGAUUCUCUCCCUGUGUCAUCACGGAAUCCAACCCCAGCCAAGGCGCCGCAGUCCGCAGAGCCCCCGAGACCAUCUGAUGGCGAUGGUGUGACCUCCCUGCUGGAGGUGAACAGUAGGAUGAGUCGGCCUGUUGGCGGCGAGGCCCUUGUGUGCAGCAGGUUUGCAGUCUUGCCUGAUACAGUCCAGGAGAACAGUUUGGGUCGAAGUGUUGCCUUGUGUUCAGAGACCAAAGAAGCCCAAGUCUCUGCCAACAGGUUGAACUCGCUGGGGAGUAAACACUCGGAUCCAUUGAGAGAAGGAAUUGAGAAAAAUAGUUUUCCCAUGAACAAGAAUGCAACUGAAAAUGAAAAGAAAGUCGAGAUGGCCAGUACAGGACCGGCUAGUUUUACAACUGAUGAAUUGCCCCUGGAUAGUUGGGAUGAGAUCAUGAAGAGCUCAGGGUCACCCUCUGAGAUGCAGCAGAGGACAGAAUUCCAGCCAUGGGUUGGUGGACUUGGCCGUAUUCCCUGUGUCAAAGACGAAGCCUCUGAUGGAAGGCACGGUAGACAUGGAGAUGCUUUCUUAAACCCUGAUAGGUCUAAGGAACUAAAAGGUAACCAGGGAAUGUUUGAAUGGGCAGAAUAUUCCAGCAUCAAGGAUGAGGAAAUAGAGAAUGACUCCCAGCCACUCAGGUCAAACUGCAAAACAUACUGUCGCUCAAAUAAAGGCAAGUCGGGAAGUGCUGGCACAACAAAUUUUGAUAAAGUAAAUGAUGGCACUGGGAAAUCUGCUCAAGCUGACCUGAUGGCCAAGGAUGGCUUAAAACUAGACACCAAAAGUUCAGGGACACCAGGCAAGUCAUCUACAGCUCGGACAGCUAGAGACACCAUUACCUUGCCCUCGUCUUAUCUAUCACCUUGCAAUGUCACGCUUCAGGACACCACAGACCGGAGCAUGGAUGAAUUCACCGCAAGUCCAGCUGACCUGGGAGAAGCAGGCCGCUUGCGGAAAAAAACCGAAGCUGCCGCAGGUAAGACUACUGUCAGAUUUCGGCCGACCCAGUCCAAAUCCAAAAAGGAUGCAAAGCUGGAGUUCUUUGGCUUUGAUGAGCAAGAGGGAGAGGAUGGUGCUUUCCACUCAACUGGCGGUGCAGCCAACUAUAAAAUCAAAUACUUUGGUUUUGACGAUUUGAGUGAAAGCUCCGAUGAGGAUGAGGAUUCUGAAUCAGAAGGCGGGCACAAGAAAAAACCUUCAGUCAGAAUCGUUGAUAUUGGGGAUCUUCUGGCGAAUUCGGAAUCAACAGACUCCCAAGGAAGUCAAUUGCAGUCUCAGGAGAGCACAAAUACAGAUCCUCUGGAGCUCACUGACGAUCCAAAUCUCACCUUCCCUGAGGUUGGUAGGAAACAAAUGAACAGACAGGAAAAAGCCAAGGAAAACACCAGAAAAAUCUUCCAUGGGCCUAAACGGUCUCCAACUAAAGCUGUGUAUAAUGCCAGACACUGGAAUCAGCCUGAGGCGGAGGAGCUUCCUUCAACACUGUCACAAUCUCACAACGCAGCAGGGAGUGCCACAAGCAAGCAGCCACUGGCGCAGUCUCAGGCAACACCGGUCGUAGCCACCACAAAUGAAACUGCUCAGAAGGAUGAAGGAGUCUUCAAAGCACCUCCUCCUCCUCCCCGCGUGAUCAAAACCGUAACCAUACCAACCCAGCCAUACCAAGACAUUGUGACUGCACUGAAAUGUAGGAAGGAAGAUAAAGAGUUGUACACUGUGGUCCAGCACGUGAAGCACUUCAAUGAUGUGGUGGAAUUUGGAGAAAACCAAGAGUUUACAGAUGACAUUGAGUACUUGCUCAGUGGAUUGAAGUGCUCUCAGCCUCUCAACACACGCUGCCUUAGUAUUAUCAGCUUGGCCACCAAGUGUGCCAUGCCCAGUUUCCGAAUGCACCUGAGAGCUCAUGGAAUGGUAGCCAUGGUCUUCAAGACACUAGACGAUGCACAAAAGAACCAGAAUCUAGCUCUUUGCACGGCAGCACUAAUGUACAUCCUGAGCCGAGAUCGGCUGAACAUGGAUCUGGAUCGAGCCAGUCUGGACCUGAUGAUUCGCCUCUUGGAGUUGGACCAGGAGCCAUGCUCGCGUCAACUGAACGAGAAAGAAAUGAAAAAGAUAAAGGAGAAAAUCCGCAAGCUCUGCGAGACUGUUCACAACCGGCAUCUGGACCUGGAGAAUAUCACGACGGGACAUUUGGCAAUGGAGACGCUGCUUUCCCUCACAUCCAAGCGAGCAGGCGACUGGUUUAAAGAGGAAUUGAGACUCUUGGGAGGAUUGGAUCACAUUGUAGAUAAAGUGAAAGAAUGUGCGGAACAGUUGAAUAAAAAUGAGGAGCAGGACAAACUGGUUGCGACGUUAUGGGGCGCGGAGCGCUGUUUACGUGUGCUGGAGAGUGUCACUGUUCACAAUCCAGAAAACCAAAGUUACCUUAUAGCGUACAAGGACUCCCAGCUCAUCAUGUCUUCUGCCAGGGCGUUACGACAUUGUGAGCAGUUGAUCACACGGUAUAAUCGGGAAGACAGCAAGAUCUGCCUCGCAAACAGCAAUUCUCUUCCUGGAUACAAUGCCUCGUGUUAUAUUGGCAAAGCAGUAGAGGACUGCAUGAGAGCCAUCUUUGGUGUUCUGCUAAACUUGACCAAUGACAAUGAGUGGGGCAGCACCAAGACUGGUGAGCAAGACAACCUCAUCAGUACAACCAUGAAUUGUGUGCUUCAGGUGCCGCAAUACAUACCUCAGGAACAGAGAUUUGAUGUUCGAGUACUGGGUCUAGGCCUGCUGAUUAAUCUGGUCGAGCACAGUGCUCGCAAUAGGCACUGUCUUGUUGACAUGGAAACGCCUUGCUCCUUUGAUUCAUUCUGUGCUGUGGAUGGAAACGACAGCUUGCAGAUGGAAGGACAGGUGGGAGCUAUCGAGGCCUUGGUGCAGUUGUUCCUGCAGCGGCAACGAGCUGCCCGACUGGCAGAGACUGAGACUGAUGAUUUCAUCAAAGACACACCAACACCACCUCAGGAUCAGAGUGGCCAGUGGCAGGAGACUGCCGGGUCAUUGGAAUGGGUGCAGUCAGAAAAUUGCACCAAGAAUGAUAAUGAUAAGAAGAAGGAGGAGGAGGAUGAAGAGAUCGACUUGAAUAAAGCGUUGCAGCAUGCUGGAAAGCACAUGGAGGAUUGUAUUGUGGCCUCGUACACAGCACUACUUCUGGGCUGCCUAUGUCAAGAGAGUCCGGUGAAUGUUACUACUGUGAGGGAGCUUUUACCCGAAGGAGACUUCUCCAUAAUGACUGAGAUGUUGCAGAAGUUCUUGAAUUUCAUGAAUCUUACAUGUUCAGUGGGAACGACAGGACAGAAAUCCAUCUCUCGAGUGAUUGAAUACCUGGAUCACUGCUAAAGGACGCCAAGCUUCUGCUCCGAGAGGCUAUGUUCUGUCCCUUGGGGUUCAGUCCCCUCCCUCAUCAACCAACUCAUAUUGUCAAGACCUUCUCUAACCCUAAAUAUGGAAAGCACCAAGGGGAAGCUCGCUCUCUGCUUUGUCAGUGACUGCUCUUCCAUGGGAGUUUAUGCCCACAGUACAGUCUGAAUUUCAGGCAGCAUCGUGAAUGAACAGGUUGGAGGCAGAGACUAAUCUAAGGAUGAAUGGCCAUGUGCUUUAGAUGUCAAGACACAGCUGAUAUUAAUCAUGUGUUGAAUUAUUCCAUACCCAUGCAGGUAUGCAAACAGCCCCAGUGUGGAGAAUUUUUCCUGCAAGAUCAAAAUUCAGAGUUUAAACAAAAACGAAAUGGCCUUGAGUUACUCAGCAAUAUUACAUUGUGUCUUCACGGUCCGGCUUGUUAUGGUUUAGUGUGGGUAUGGAAUAAAUCCUGUACCACGCAUGUUUUUAUGAUUACUGAGACAAAUGUCGACAUUCUUGGUCUGGUAGUCAUUGCUCCUGAGCACUGUGCACAUGGUCGCUGGGCAACUCAUUCAUUUGACACCAGUAAACCUUGCCACCCUCCAGAGCAGCUGCUUAUUUUACUACAAGCUGAACUGAUGGACUAAUGUUCCAUAAAUAGAGUUAACUAACACAGAUAUAUAAGUAUAUGAUAAGACUAUUUGGUUUACUUCCCCUGAUCCAUUCAGCUUGCACUAAAAUAAAUGGCGCAAGUUAGGCAACCGAGAUAUCAUUUCUUCGAUGAGGGUAUUUUUGUCUUAAUAAGUCUUCAUCCCAAAUUCUCUUGGACACCUUUUUUGAAUUGAGGAAACACACCAGCAGUGCUGAGGUCCCAACACGGAUUUGGUUACUUGUAAUUAUCUCUGGGUUGAAGUCUUACUGUAUCCACGGAAAAUAUGAGAUCUGCCUAUUUCAAGAUAACUACUUGAAGCUUCUUGAUAAACUUCAGUACUCGGUUGUUGUAUUUGAUUGCGACUAGUCUUUGAUUUCAUUUUAGGUGUUUCGGUGCUGUGGUCUGCUUUUUGAGCCCGUAACAUUAUCGAAGGCCAUUGGGAGCACCGGGGGACUGUGAACACUGGAGUGAGACAGCGUCCAUUUUCUUUGACUUAACUUGGAAAAUUAUUGUCGCGACUUCUACGAAAUACAUUGAAAUAGCUAACCAGAACAGGAGAAGAGAAAGCACUGGUACAUGAAAUAGAUUCCAAGGUUCUCCAUUUUAAUGCAUUAGUUUCUUGCUUUACUGAAACAGAUUCUGAGUUUACCUGAGAGCAGGGCUGGAUUAAAAAAAAUCCUCCCUCCAAUCGAUAAUUAUUUUUGAAUUUGGAGCCAUUUUCAGCGUCUGUAUGGGUAAUUUCAGAAAGUAGAACAAAUGUACGGAACAGGAAUUAUAGUCAUCAGCCUUUGCCCUCUCUCUGGCCACUCACUUCUAUACUCUUUUCCCAGUCCAUGGCAAGUCCACAUUAUCUGCGCAAGUUUUGCAGUUACUUCCGGAGACUGGUGAGAGCAGAUGUGUCUUUUAUAUUCAACUGAUGUGGUGGGGAGAAGGGUUGGGCAAUGUUCAGUGACGUUGAAUCACCGUGGACUCAAUCCAACAAAGAUAUGUUGAAUACUAUAAUAUGAGCAUUUUAAACUUAAUGGCUUCUUUCUCACAUUUUAAACCCCGAAGAAAUCGGCAGUUUUGUGUGUCUUUACCAGAGGAAUUAACUGAUAUGAUCGUUUUCAACCUCUACCGAGGCUGACAAUUCAGCAGCAUUUCCAUCCUUGUUUCGAAGUAGCCCGGAUGGGCAGUUGAUCCAUUUGAUGAUAAGCUGAUAAUGUGCUGCAAAAGCAGGCAACUGCUUCAAUUUGACUGGCUUCUCUAGAAAGCUGUAUUGUAGCUGGUCAAUCUUGCUUGUGACCAAUGAGGAAAAUGUCAGCCUGGUCUUUAAUUUCUUCUUGGUAUAGAAGUGGUAAUGGUAAAUGUAAGGAAGGAGGGUCCAUGUUUUAAAGUCAAAGUCAUUGUGUGGAAUAUGACCAACUGAGCCUCUCAUCAAGCAACUAUGUUGGAAAUCUUUGCAUUAUACCUUUUCACUAUUCCACCUGCUCAGUGACAUCUUAGAGUAUGAGCAGAGUAGCAACAAGCCUGAAAAUAUGUUGGUGGACGUCACUUGGAACGCAUCUCUAUCCCAUUGUGUUUCUGCAAAAUUUGCAGACUGCUUUAGAAAUCAUGGAAUUGCAGCAGGACUAGGUAGUUAUUUACCUGACCGUACUAAUGCCCCUUAUGCUUUUAACUACAAUGUGUUUUGGGAAUGCUGCUUUAAUAUUAUUGGAAGGAGCUGGCUGCUCUGCAUUAGUAAUGCAGCUCUCUAGAUCCAAGAUGCACCUUGUGUUUCUGUGUGGAUGAUUGGGAUUAUUUAAGUGUAGAAGACCAAAUGACUGAAGAAUUAGGAAAUUCUUUAGUGCCCUUGCUUUCAUGUUAAUUAACUGGGUUUUGCCCCCACCCAUGUCAUUUUUAACACCUAGAUAUAAUUAAGUUUCAAUUUUAUUUGUUGCUUUUAGUUAGACAGAGGUGUACGUGAGAUUGAUCCAGCCUUGCAGAACCAGUUUUGCCAAUAAUCUCCUGCAGCAAAUUGUUUUGUGAUUUAUUGAGACUUUUCUAUAUUUUCCUAGAUGGACUGUAUUCGCUGAUACUGAAUAAGUCUUCAAAAUGUGAAAUCUAUUGAGAGUUAGGAGGCACAAGUUUUAAUCUCUGGAACCCAACUUCAAACCAUCCUAGACUGACGGAUCCAACAUUCGGGACUGGUUGUAUAAUAUGUUGUGAGGAAUGGAUUGCUGCAGCAAAUGCCUUUGAGUUUAAUGAGAUUUGAUUCUGCAUUUGCUGGAUUGGUGUGCUUUCUGUCCUCCAUGUUGAUGCAGAAAGUGGUGUUUUAUUUCCUCCACUCGUGCAUCUUUUCUUGACGAGCACUGGGAAAUAUGGUAGAGAUUAUUGACAAUUCACUGCGUUGGGUCCGUUCAGAGAGCCAUUCAGUCACUAAUUACCCCUAUGCUUUGACUUUGUCUGCUCCAUCAGAUCUUUGCUGUCUCAGCAAUCUUCAAUAUCUGCUUGCUUUGUCAGGCUGACCACAGGAAGCUAGCUGCUGGUCAGUAAAGUUAUCUUCAUUCAAGACAAUAGAAACCAUGCAGAGAAUAUAUUUCAAUAAAAUCAUUUUAUCUCCCACUAUCCCCAUUUCUAAACUCUACUUUUUGAUUAUUCUUAAGUAUUCAAUGUCAUUCCCUGCUGGUGUUAACAUUGUUUGCUUUGAUGAUUGGGAGCUCUGAUUACAAUCCUAUCCCUUUUCCCAUUGUUAAGUGCCCAGAUUAUCUUCAUUGCUGCCUCUGUUGUCAUCAGGCUGAACUAAUGUUGUGAAGUUAAAAAGCCUUUGUUCAAGGUAAAAUGUCAUUUGUUGAUGUAUGUUGUUAGCUUAUUCUUCCCAACAGUAGGGAGCUAUUCUCAAUUCUUUCUAAUCUCAUACAAACUUCCACAGACAAUAACCUAGCAAUAUCAAUUGUAUUGGUAGAUCAUUGUAUCCAGGAAAGAGUGUAGAUGCUAUUCCUUGCAGAAUGUGGCUAAAUUAGUCUUUACUUCAAGAUGUACCAUUCUGGCAAAGACACAGAUAUCUCUCCAGAGAGGUUUAUCCCUUGCAUUCUUUUGCUCAAUAUGCUGCUUGAUGACUGCUACAGAAGGAAUAUCUCCUAUGAGCAACCUCCUUGGUGUUGGGUUUUCCGCACUACUGUUUGUGCCUGUUUCCCGAGAAAUGUAAAUCUAUACUUUGUAUUUUUAAUUGUACAGUUGAUUGAAGCCUUAGUGAUUUCACCCUGACUAAAUCUGGUUGUGAACUCCAUGGUGCCACUUUGAACACAUGGGGCAGGAGUUCUUGUGUAAAAUAUCAGUCACUGAGGUCAGGACAAGUUUAGUGGGGAAUAAAAUAAAUGUAUUUUUCCAGCUGGGUUGCAUUCUCUGAUGGUGGUAAGUCUUCAUUCAUAAUGUCAACUCUAUUGAGAAUUAAGAUUUUUACAAGGUCUGUCGAAGCCGUUCCCGAUUUCACUUUGUGUUUGGAAACUGGUUUUCCGGGAGCUGAUGAUGCAUGUUAGAUCAAGGUAUGAAACAUAUACUUUCUCAAAUCCUGUCACAGGAUUAGAUGAGAUUACAGGCCGUAAUUAUAGACAAUCCAAUGAGCAUUCACCAAGUUUAGGAACAUUUGAAACAAGAUUCCGUGAAUUUAAAGUUUCCAUUCUUUUUAAAGCUUGUUGCUUGCUGCAAGUUCAAUAGACUGCUCAGUUUCCCAUGUGGCUAUAGAAAGCUGCCACAGUUUGAGCAUCGACCCUCAGUUCUUAAUGGCCUGUUUUUUGUUUACUCUAUGAAUGUUCUUACUAACUGCAAUCAAGUCCAGAUUUGAGAUUUUAAAGCCAUGUUUUAUAUUUGUGAAGGUAAAGCUACUUAAAUUUUUAAAUCAGGUGAGAUUUGUUUAAUUCUAGACUGCAAUGCAACUUUUAUCCAUUCUAGUGAGGCUUGAUUUUACAAAACUCUUUGGGGUCUGGAUGUGGUGAUGACCCAACUCCCUGUCACUCAUUUACAUAAGAUACCGCAUUUCUAUGGUUCAAAUCUGAGGAGAUUACAGUUCUGAUCAUGAGAUUCACCUUGCCCUAGGCCCGUGAAGUGGGAUUGGAACAGCAUGAAGGAUUCAAAUAUAUCCAAGUGUCCCACAGGUCUGCAGCACCAAGUUUGAAUCUGCUCCCAUUCUUGAUAUAUUAGAUUACUGCUAGACUUCUAUAACUGAAUAUGGGGAAGACAUUUGAUAAUAUUUUAAUCAACUUGGGUCCACAUGUACAGCUACACAUCCAUAUCAUGCCUCAAAAAUUUAUUCAUUUUAAAAAGGAUAGGAAUGUUUGUGUUAUAAUGAACACUGGAUAAUUAGUUUUUAAAUAGUCUGACCAAAGUGGGUACAUUUGACUGGAUAUUUCCAUUCUUUCUUCCCCUGUGUUGACAUCACUAUCCUUUAUGAAAUGAACGAGUGGAGCAAUAUAACUGCCAUUAUGGAGCUCUGUUGCAUCCUGUUUGGCAGUAUAUACUUCAAGCAAUAACUCCCUUCCA